Astyanax mexicanus (Mexican tetra) is the source of this 5731-nucleotide messenger RNA. It is a transcript of the gene add3a, whose product is annotated as adducin 3 (gamma) a. Gene Ontology annotation, cellular component: plasma membrane; cytoskeleton; postsynaptic density. Bases 338 to 2401 code for a protein of 687 amino acids. The transcript has 16 exons. Gene Ontology annotation, biological process: barbed-end actin filament capping. NCBI's taxonomy places the organism in Eukaryota, Metazoa, Chordata, Actinopteri, Characiformes, Acestrorhamphidae. The record is from RefSeq and is a predicted model, not a curated record. Gene Ontology annotation, molecular function: actin filament binding.
CGGGUCACGUGUUCGCCCCAGCUCCUCCGCAGCUCCGCGCGCAGACUCCUGCAGUGCUCAUUUUACCGUAAAAUCCAGCUUUUAGUCUUUAACUCCGCUUUUCGCUCCGUCUCUUUUGCUGUUUUUGUGCGCGGCGGGACCCAACGGUCGUGUGGAGCAUGUGUAGCCGGACACAGUGAGCCCAGGCCCGCGGAGAGGGCGCUGUGUUGACUGGGGCUCGCGGAGAGCAUGCCUUCACUCUACUGAGCCUACUGAUACUGGAUUUAGGACACACACUCACACACGCGCGGACUCUCUCUCUGUCUCAGGUGAUUCAGAGAUCAGCAGAGGUUUGGAGAUGAGUGGAGAGGUCAGUGCCGGGGUGGUGACCACGCCUCCUCCCAGCCUGCUUCAGAAGGAGAGAUAUUUUGACCGGAUCAACGAGAACGACCCGGAGUACCAGCGCAACCGCAACAUGUCCCCGGACCUGCGGCAGGACUUCCACAUGAUGGAGCAGAAGAAGAGAGUGACACAGAUCCUGGACAGCCCUGCGUUUAAGGAUGAGUUGGAGGGACUGAUCCAGGAACAGAUGAAUAAGGGUAAUAACCCGGCCGGUCUCCUCGCUCUGCGUCAGAUCGCUGAUUUCUUCAUGUCCAGCUCCAUCGCCGGAUUCUCCACCUCCCCCCUCAGUUUGGGGAUGGUGACCCCGAUAAACGACCUGUUUGGAGGUGAGUUCAGUAACCUGGUGAAGGGGGAGAAGCAGACGCGCUGUAAACUGGCGGCACUGUACCGACUGGUGGACCUGUUCAGCUGGGCACACUUCUCCAGCUCCUACAUCACUGUUCGUGUCAGCAAGGAACAGGACCACAUUCUCAUCAUCCCCAGAGGACUGUCCUUCGGCGAGGCUUCUGCUUCCAGUCUGGUAAAGGUGAAUAUUCUGGGGGAUGUUGUGGAUCAGGGCUCCACUACUCUGAGGAUGGAUCCGGCCGGGUUCAGUCCUCACGCUGCUAUCUACUCCAUGCGUCCGGACGUACGCUGCAUCGUCCACAUACACACCCCCGUCACGGCAGCCGUCUCGUCUAUGAAGUGUGGUCUGCUGCCGAUCUCUCAGGAGGCUCUGAUUCUGGGGGAUAUCGCCUACUUUAACUAUCAGGGCAGCCUGGACGAGCAGGAGGAGAGAGUGGAGCUCCAGAAAGCUCUCGGACCUUCAGCUAAGGUUCUUGUUCUGAGGAAUCAUGGAGUGGUGGCUCUGGGGGAGACUAUAGAGGAAGCUUUUCACUACAUCUACACGGCUCAGCUGGCCUGUGAGAUCCAGGUAAACGCGUUCUCCUGCGCUGGAGGAGUGGAGAACCUGAUCGUUCUGGAUUUGGAGAAGUAUAGGUCUCGGACGCAGGGCGUGGCCCAAACCGGCGUUAACAUGGCCUCUCAGAACAAGUGGAAGAUCGGAGAACUGGAGUUCGAGUCUCUGAUGAGGAUGCUGGAUAACCUGGGUUAUCGGACAGGCUAUGCUUAUCGCCACCCGAUCGUGCGAGACAAACCGCGGCACAAGAGCGAGGUGGAGAUCCCGGCCACAGUCACGGCGUUCUCCUUUGAUGAUGACGAAACUCCUCGCCUCCCGUUCAGACUCCUGCAGCAGCGGCACCAGAGGGAGAAAACCCGCUGGCUCAACUCCCCCAACUGCUACACCAAGGUCAAUGUCACCGACGGAGGCGUGGAGGAGAGCGCGCGCAUCCGCACCCUGUGGAUGAAGUCUGAGGACGGCAGCAGCAGCAGUGGGACCCCGAUUCGUAUUGAAGACCCAAACCAGUUUGUUCCUCUGAACACAAACCCCAACGAGGUUCUAGCAAAGAGAAAUAAAAUCAGAGAGCAGAACCGAUUCGACAUGAUGACGGCCGGCCCACAGUCUCAGAAGCUGGCGGGAAUCGUGGUGGAGAGACCGCCGGAGCGGAUCUGUGUAAAGCCGUACUCAGGAGGAGAUGAGGAUCAGGCCGAGCCGCUCCCCCCGAACCCGUUCAGCGAGCUGAACGCAGGAGAGCUGGACGACUACAAGAAACGAGUGGAGCACCACCACCUGGGAGUUGAUGAAGAGGAUCAGUUAACCUCUGAUGAUGCUUCUACGCUCUCCCAGUCUGUGUCUCAAACCCAGUCACCACAACACACACCUGCUAAAGAAGAGAACCACAUGAACCUUCUGCUCAACGGUAAAGACGACCACGGAGACGAGGAGGAGCUCAGCAAGCGCAUGAGUCAGCUGACCACCAGCGUGGAGAGCGUGGAGAUCACGGUGCGCUCGGGCGAGAAGAUCGAGGAGGCGCUGUCCCCCGAGAGCUCGCCCUCCAAAUCCCCCAACAAGAAGAAGAAGAAGUUCAGAACCCCCUCCUUUCUGAAGAAGAACAAAAAGAAAGAGAAGGUGGAAGCCUGAGGGAGCCACGACCUGUCUGUCUGUAUGUCUGUCUGACUGUCUGUCUGUUUGUCCGUCUACCUGCCUGUUCGUCUGUCUGUCCAUCCGUCUACCUGCCUGUUCGUCUGUCUGUCUGUCUCUCUGUCUACUGUUAUGUUUUUACAUUUAGUUUUCUUUAUUUUAUUUGACAUUUUAAACAAAUGGUUAUUUGAAAAAAAUAUUUUGGCACAUUUUCAGUUAGUUUUUGAGAAGAUUAGCGUGGUGUGGAGGUGUUCAGGUGUGGAAGUGUUCAGGUGUGGAGGUGUUCAGGUGUGAAAGUGGGCGGCAGCUUUGGCUGGUGAGAUUAUUAGUGUGUUUGGAUGGAAGUAAAGUGAGAAGAGGGAGAAUUAGUCCUGGGAAACUGGCUCUUUCUUCAGUAAAGCAUCUCUGCACAGGUACUGCAGCGCUCCUGUUAAACUGAAACCACUGUGUUCUUCUUUUUUAUUCUUCUGUUUAUUCUGACUCCUCCUCUAUCUUAUUUUAUACCCCUCUAAAAACACGAUGUUUGAUUUUUGCCUCAAGUCGAGUUUUACUGGUUUAACCACACGGCAGAGACAGAUCACACACUGGACUCUUAUUUUGGAAUUUUUCUACAGGGUUUUAUUUUUUAAUCCACCUUUUCCCUCUCGUUCUCUUUCUGAUCGAUCUGAUUGAAAAUCCUGUGUAGAAUCUCGAGCUGCCAAACACUCAAAAGCAAUCACGUUUUAGUGAAGUUUCUCAUUUCAGUCUCUUUUAGUUGUUUUAGAGUUCGACUCGUCAGCGAGUUUCAUUUUCCUCUCAGUUUGGUAAAAUUCUGCUCUGUUUUCUACUCGUUUCUGCAGUUUUACAGCAGAUUUUCUGUUUUAAACUUGCUUUUGCUUUUACUUGUUUUUGUCGUUUUUGUUUUUCCGCUACAGUCUACGUUUCUAAAGCUGAUUAUGUAAUGAUGCUUGAUAUUUCUCAGCUAUAUUAUUAUUAUUAUUAUUAUAACUCAGAUUACUAAACACACAAACAUAUAUAUUACUUGUUUUUACUUGUUUUUGAAACUGGAUGAGUUAAAGAAACUGUUAAAGAACAGGAUGAGUGAUGUAAUGAUAUAUAUUUUAUUUUUGUGCUGCACUUUUAUUGUAGUGUAUGUAUAUGUACAUAUAUAUAAAUAUAAAUAUAAAUGCAUAUAGAUGAUUUCAGCAUUGGUUGGCGUCUCUGAGACUGCAGAACGUUGGAGGCAGGUGGAUGUUCGGAGCAGGUGGAGGUGGGGGUGGAUGUGAGGGUUAUACAGCUAUGCUAAAGUAUAUGCGUUAUAUAUUUGUAGUUUUUAUUACGGUUAAAAUGAAUCCCAGAGUGAGAAAAUGCAGCAGGUGAGAGACGGGAGUCAGCAGGGGACUGGUUUCAGGUUUCGGCUUCUUUUUUGGCAGUUUAGUUAUUUUUUAAAGAGGGUUUGAAAGCCAUAGAAGUCUGAAGACAAUACAAGAUACAAGGUUUUUGAACUGGAGGAGUUUAAUUGUUGGGCUCAUUCAGAAAUCUCACGCGUCCAAAAUGAGUGAAAAACGAAAGUUUUAACAAAAACAGGAUGUGUGUGUUCAGGCCCGAGGGUGUUCUGAUCACUGGACUGCUGUUCAUGAGCUGCUGGUUCUGCCGCCUCUCGUCCCACAGCUUCUCCAGGUCACUGGGGACAUUUGGGGACAUUCAGGGACAGUCGUGGGGUUCGAUGUUGGAUUGGUUUGAAAUCUCGUGGUUUCAGUAGCAGUCUGUAUGGUGACCCGUGUCCUCAAGGUUCUGAUGGGACAGUCAGCCAUUGGUCCCGUAACCCGGUCGUCCUCCAGGACUCGGUGUCGGUGAGGAACUCUGGUUAGGGUUUGAUGUCUGUAGGAUUUGUUUAUUCAGUCUGGCGGUGAGGACUGAGCGCGUGCAGACGGGCGGAUUUGUACUUUAAUGUUGUUUUAAGCUAAACGCUAAAGGAGCUAGUCCAGCUCAGAGUCGCGUGUUUUUCAGAAAGGCGACUUUUCCAAUCAAAAGAAAGAGUUUUGUGACGUUCAGAGAGAAUCGUGAACCAGGUUUCCACAGGAUAAGUCUCAGAGUUCGAGACGAUCAAUCCCAGCGAGCAAUGUGAAGCAGAGACAUGGAGAGGGAUGCUUUUUUAUUUUUUAUUUUUUUUAUUUUAACUUAGCUGCCCAAGUUCAGACAAGCCCCGCCCCCUGUGCUAGGAUCUAAAAACACCUCGUUCAGCACAAGCCCCGUGUUUUUCUCUGUUUAGCUGGUGGUUCGUCCUGUAGAAACUGCCAGAAGUGACGUGCGCUCGCCGGCGCUGCGUUUGGUGACGUGAGGUUCGGAUGGAUCUCCUCGGCUACAGAAACCUAAAUCACAUAAAGAUCUCAAUUUCCUGAGUUAACCUGAAGAACGCGUGAAGUUUGGAGGUUAGGAAGUUUGAUCUGUGUGCGUUUCUCUUCCACUGUGUUGUAAUAUCACUGACGGUUGUCUGUGAAAUAUUUAGUAGUGAUUAGUGAAAUGGAUCUGAAUCUGAUUGAAUACUUUUGGCAGUAUAGUGUAUACUUGAAUGUUUUGUUUGAGACAAGCCCCGCCCCCUACACUAGAAAUUCAAAUUUCUGAUCAGUUUUAUGUAAUAAAACUCUUUUUUUGAGAUAUUUGAGAUUAAUUCUAUUAUUAUAAAGUACUGCUGGUUAUUCAGUGCCGGUGGGCGGAGUUUCUGAAGAGCCUGUAGUUUUAAACAAGGCUCAGAUUUGAAGGAAUAGUUUGUUUAUUAAAUCUUAAAGAAUUAGCAUAAAAUAAUUUCUUUUUAUUAUUUUUUUUCCUCUCAAACUGGACCUUUUUAGUACGACCACAUAGAAAUAGAGGGAUGUAUAAAAAUGCAGGGAGGGAUUAAAAAGCCUGAUGUUUUAUUGCUUCCUUUGUUUCAUGUUCAUGUUUUCAUCACUUCUUCUUUUCAGUUCUUUCUUUCCUCCCUUCAUAUUGUAUCUCAGUAUUCUCUCUCUCUUAGUUUACAGACGUUUAUUAAUAAUUUUCUGAGCAAUAAUGGCUCACAACUAAACAAACGUGCAUUAUUAUUAUUAUAUAAUUUUUUUUGUUUAAUUUUCUGACCGUUUGCACUUUUUCUUUUGUUUAAUUUUUGUUAACUAACGCUCCUUUUCUCUGUGUAGUCCUCAAUAUCAGAGGGAAUUAUUAUUGUUUUUUUUUUUUUUUUUUUUUUUGGCAUGCGAGUGUGAGCCAAGCCUCGAUCUGUGAAAACACGUAUAAAUUGUAAUCUAAUGGACUUGCUUUAGAUUGUAUUGCUAAUCCAUGUAAAUUCACAAAUAAAAAACUAUUUUAAGAAACAAA